Penicillium alfredii is the source of this 1095-nucleotide messenger RNA. RefSeq lists its product as uncharacterized. Bases 1 to 1095 code for a protein of 364 amino acids. The transcript is spliced from 4 exons. The record is from RefSeq and is a predicted model, not a curated record. Lineage: Eukaryota; Fungi; Ascomycota; Eurotiomycetes; Eurotiales; Aspergillaceae. Gene Ontology annotation, cellular component: peroxisomal matrix. Gene Ontology annotation, molecular function: fatty acyl-CoA hydrolase activity. Gene Ontology annotation, biological process: fatty acid catabolic process; acyl-CoA metabolic process.
AUGGCCAAACGUGUGACGAUUUUCGAUCCUCCAGAGCAAGAUCAUUCCAAGGCACUCAUUGAGAAUGUACUCGACCUGACGCCAGUGGUGGACCUCGGCCGAGAUGUCUUCACUAAUACUCGCCCGUUAUGGCAUCCCCCGGGAGCCCGCGGCAUCUAUGGCGGCGCCGCCAUCGCCCAAUCCCUCUCGGCCGCCAUGCGGACCGUGCCGGCCGACUUUGCCGUCCACAGUAUGCACUGCUACUUCGUGCUGGCCGGCGACUCCGAGAUCCCAAUCCUGUACCAUGUGGAGCGCGUGCGCGACGGCCGCAGCUUCGUAACCCGCACCGUGCAAGCGCGACAGCAGGGGCGGCCGAUCUUCACGACGACACUGAGUUUUAGCCGGGUCGGCAGCGGCGGCGCGAAGACGAUCGACCACGCAGUGUCGAAGCCGGUGGUGGCUCUGCCGGAGGAUGCGAAGCCGGGGACGAUGAAGGCGCUGAGCCAUGCGGGCGGGGGACCGUUUGAGGCGAGGAAGGCGGGCAUUGUGAACCGUAUCUCUCCCAACCCCGAAGAGAAGAAGGUCCGGCGCUUCGUCCGCGCCCGCGGCCAUAUCUCCGACGAGGGCGGCUACCAGGCGCACCUGUCGGCUUUGGCCUACAUCACCGAUAGCUACUUCAUCGGCACGAUCUCGCGCGUGCACGAUAUCCCGCGGUUCUCGUCGCCGGCCGAGCUCGAGAAGCUACUGCGGGCGCUGAAGAACCCGUCCGAUCUCGACGACGAGGAUCUCACGCGCGCGCUGAAAGAGCUGAAAGAAGAGGAAGCUGCUGAGCUGCGGCGCCGCUUGGAGGGCGCACUCAGCAAGGCUACUGACCAAAAGUAUCAUAAGGAGGUGGGCAUGAUGGUCAGCCUGGACCACUCGAUUUACUUCCAUAAUCCGCGGGCGUUCCGCGCUGAUGAGUGGAUGCUUACGGAGAUGGAGAGUCCGUGGGCCGGAGAGGGGCGUGGGCUGGCAAUUCAGAAGAUUUGGUCAAAGGACGGGGUGUUGAUUGCGACUUGCACACAAGAGGGUGUCGUGCGAUUAAAGCAGGAUAAGCCACCGCUGUCUAAGAUCUAG